Messenger RNA from Rattus norvegicus (Norway rat), 723 nucleotides. NCBI's taxonomy places the organism in Eukaryota, Metazoa, Chordata, Mammalia, Rodentia, Muridae. The record is from RefSeq and is a predicted model, not a curated record.
AUGAAAAAUGAAAAAGAGUUUCAAUUAAAUAACGAAACAAGAGAUAUUGAACAAGAGGCAAAACUGCAGUCUGGUCUCCAGAUUUUGCCCUGCUUCCUGACCUUGCCUGGUGAUCUCAUCUCAGAGUCGGGUCGCGCCUGGCCUUGCCGGGCCUCGGCCUCACCGGGCCUCGCCUCGCCUCGGCCUCGGCCUCACCGGGCCUCGCCUCGCCUAGCCUCGCUGGGCCUCGCCUCGCCUUGGCCUCGACCUCGCCCUCGCCUCGCCUGGCCUCAGCCUCGGCCUCUCCUCCCCGGGCCUCGCCUAGCCUGGCCUGGCCUCGCCUCACCUGGUCUCGCUUUGCCUCGCCUGGCCUCGUCUCGCCUUGCCUCGGCCUCGGCCUCUCCUCGCCUGGCCUCGCCGGGCCUCGCCUCUCCUCACCUCGCCUUGCCUCACCUGGCCUCGGCCUCGCCUCGCCUGGCCUCGGCCUCGGUCUCUCCUCGCCGGGCCUCGCCUCGGCCUCGCUUCGCCUGGCCUCGCUCGGCCUCGCCGGGCCUCGGCCUCGGCCUCUCCUCGCCUGGCCUCGCCGAGCCUCGCCGGGCCUCGCCGAGCCUCACCUCACCUCACCUGGCCUCACCAUCACCUGGUUUCGCAUCGCAUCGCAUCACAUCACAUCUCAGUGUCGCCGCAGACAGGUUUCCUUCGGGCCUAAUUAAAGGUCUCAAUCUCUUUGCCUCCAUAUCUUGA